AUGUCCACAAACAGACCCUUCCUGGCCAACUUCCUGGCCGCCUUUCGAGCCCAAUCCUCAUCCAACUUCAAGGCCUCUUCCUCAUCUACCACCGUCUCCUCCACCACACAAAACGCGAGAACUAUAGCUACCAAGGCUAGUUCACCUUCACCUAGUCCUUCAUCUCCUUCAGCUUCGGGCUCGGCAACAGCAGCAGCAGCAGCCGCCGCCGCCGCAUCCGCAUCCGCUACAGAACCAGGGUCCUCACCGAACACCACCACAAACCGCUCCUCCUCACCAACAACCGAAACCUACCCAUCCUCCUCCUCGCCCAUCCCCAUCACAAACACCAACGCCAACGCCGCCGCCAACACACCCACAGUCUCAGAGUACCACCAGCGCCGCCGCGGAAGCGACAGUUCCAGCGGCUCCGGAGGGGGUAGCGGCGGCGGAGGAUUCCGCGAUGCUCUAGGCCCUGAGAAGUGGUAUAUUGGGGGACGAUCGCCGGGUGGGGAGGAGAGGUUUUAUCGGUUGGGGAUGGUUACGAAGGGGGGUGGGAGAUUAGGGGCUAUGGCUAGGGUGGGGAGUUUUGAUCAGUUGAGUUUGUGA
Aspergillus glaucus CBS 516.65 is the source of this 588-nucleotide messenger RNA. RefSeq lists its product as uncharacterized. The record is from RefSeq and is a predicted model, not a curated record. The transcript has a single exon. NCBI's taxonomy places the organism in Eukaryota, Fungi, Ascomycota, Eurotiomycetes, Eurotiales, Aspergillaceae. The coding region runs from base 1 to 588 and encodes 195 amino acids.